Molecule: messenger RNA, 1083 nt
Organism: Fraxinus pennsylvanica
Lineage: Eukaryota; Viridiplantae; Streptophyta; Magnoliopsida; Lamiales; Oleaceae
Source: the annotation of a GenBank genome assembly
AUGACCACUAUAAACCCAUUUGAUCUUUUGGGUGAUGACGACACGGAGGAUCUAAGUCUGCUUAUUUCUGCCCAGCAGCAGAAAGCAACGGCUUCGGCUCCAGCAAAGGAGGCUCUAGCUAAGGUUCAGCAGGCGGCUAAGCCUGCUGCUAGGCUUCCCUCUAAGCCUCCACCACCUGCUCAGGCUGUGAGGGAGGCAAAGAAUGAAGGUGGUCAGCGUGGAAGAGGUCGUGGUGCAGGACGUGGGGGUGGUCGUGGCCGUGGAUAUAAUCGAGAUUCUGCUGACAGUGAAAAUACAUUUGGAAACAACAAUGAAUUACCUGGAGGGUAUAGGGUUUCAGAAGAUGGAGAUGCUAGAAAUCCAUCUGAAAGGCGACCGUAUGGUGGACCUCGUGGAGGUGGGGGUUUCCGUGGUGGUCGCCGUGGCGGUUUCAGUAAUGGGGAGACUCCUGAUGGUGAACGUCCUCGAAGGGCAUUUGAUCGCCACAGUGGGACUGGGCGAGGAAACGAGCUUAAACGUGAGGGAUCUGGUCGUGGAAAUUGGGGUGCAGCCACUGAUGAGAUUGCCCUGGAAACUGAAGAACCUGUUAAUGAAGGAGAGAAGAACACUGAUGUUGAGAAGGAACCAGUGCAAGAUGAUGUCAGUGAUGCUAACAAGGAUUCUUCUGCAAAUGAACAAGAAGAGAAGGAGCCUGAGGAAAAGGAGAUGACUCUGGAGGAGUAUGAGAAAGUACUGGAAGAGAAGAGAAAGGCACUGCUCGCUCUUAAAUCAGAGGAAAGGAAGGUCAAUUUGGACAAGGAACUUGAAUCCAUGCAACUUCUGUCCAACAAGAAGAACGAUGAUGAAGUCUUUAUCAAAUUGGGUUCUGAUAAAGAUAAGCGCAAAGAGGCAGCUGAGAAGGCCAAAAAGGCUGUAAGUAUAAAUGAGUUCCUUAAGCCGGCUGAAGGGGAGAACUACCAAUCCGGUGGCCGUGGCAGGGGCAGGGGACGUGGUAGAGGAGUAUAUGGUGGAAGCAAUAGGAACGACAUGCAAGCCCCAGCUAUUGAAGAUGUUGGACAGUUCCCUUCCUUGGGUGGAAAGUAA